This is a messenger RNA of Trachemys scripta elegans, 1968 nucleotides long. RefSeq lists its product as uncharacterized. Lineage: Eukaryota; Metazoa; Chordata; Testudines; Emydidae. The transcript is spliced from 2 exons. The record is from RefSeq and is a predicted model, not a curated record. The coding region runs from base 741 to 1724 and encodes 327 amino acids.
UAACUCAAACACCAAGAUCUCCAAACAGUACACUGCCUUCCUAUCAACUUUCUAAGAAAACUCCCUCAACCUGCUUCAUUAAAUUUAAUUUGAGUAUCUUGGUUAAUCAAACUGAUUUCUGAACUUGCAGUUGUGAAAUUGACUAUUAACAGUAGUAUAAGAGUCCUACCGUCAAUCAAACCCUAACCCCGCCCCUUGACCCCCCCUUAAGCCCUGCCCCUUGACCCCUUGGUCCCUCCCGCUUGUCACCGGAAGUCGCACCCCAUGGGUGUAUUACUUCCGGGGUCAAGGUGCCACCUGACCGGAAGCAAGGUGUGUCAUGUGACCCCUCUAAGAACUCCUCCCACCACCCUCUACCAAUCAGGAGGGGUUUUGUCCCAAGAGGAUCUCCCCAAGAGGAGAUUUUGACCAAUCAGGGUGACUUCCUGGGCAGGGGUGAACCAUCCGGAAGUGGGUCAUGUGACCCCUCUAAGAACUCCCCCCACCACCCUCUACCAAUCAGGAGGGGUUUCGUCCCGACAGGACCACCCCGAGAGGAGAUUUUGACCAAUCAGGGUCACUUCCGGGGUGGGGGUGACCCCUCCGGAAGUGAGUCGUGUGACCCCACUAAGAACUCCUCUGAAGGCCCUCCACCAAUCAGAGUGCAGCACCAUUACCCCAUAAAUCCCAGCGCCAGACAAAGGAGGCGGCCAUCUCUUACCAAGCUUUUUGAAAUUGCGAAAAGGCUGCUGAGAGGAAACAUGGACUCCUUCACCAUCCCCAGGAGAACUUCGGACUUUGUUUUAGCCCCGAGGGUCUUUGACCAUCCACGGAGAAAGCGCUACAUCAGUGACAGUUCUGAGGAGGAGGAGGGAGCGACCGAGGGGAGCCCUUUGGCCCCGCCGUUGCUGGAUACACCGGAACCCGACCCCGAAACCCUCAUGAGAGACCCCGAUGAGCAUGGCGGUCUCUCUUUGUCCACCCCCUCAGAGGUGGAAGGCGAUUGCGGUUCGGGGGAGUCACCGGCGGACAAGGCGAACGGAAAAGACUGUGCUCAGCUCGACAAUGCCUUUCUAGAGGACCCAGAGGCCCUGGACAGUGUUGCAUCAAGCAGCGAAGAUGAACCUGGUCCACCAUGUUUUUGCUCAACACUGAUACAAGUUGUUGAAGAGGACUCUGAGGAUGAUGGCUAUGAGGAGUUUAGGAGGCGGCUUGGGAUAGAACUAACUGAGCCAGUGCCAUGUCAUGAGCGUAAAAAAGUCAUGCGGACUAUUGUACGCGUUGCUGUUUAUGCUAUCCUUAAACACUGCCUUAGGGAAAAGUUUUUUGAAGAUUGUGAGGGCUGUGUCAUAGAUGCACCAGGGCAAAGGCACCAUGACUGUGUGACUUGGACUUCAGUGGAUAUAAACUGCAAGCUCCAGGGCCUAUGUGCCGAGCUGUGUUUGGAAAGCUUAUUAAACACUAUUAUUGCCAUAGGUUAUGGUAUGCAAUGUCUGUGCCUAACCCAAGAACAUUUAGCGCAAGGGGUGACCUUGAUAAAUGCUGUACAAUUCAGUGCAGACCCUGACCGUGUUCUAAAGAAAAUGACCAAACCGGAAAAUGCCUGCUUACAGCGUUAUAUUGACCGUCUAGUCCGCACAGAGAGUUACAGAACCCUGCUUAAGAAAAAGACUAUUUGUAAGAAAUCUAAAAGGACUAAGUUAGAGAAUGGUGAGGGGACAAACAUGCGAUAUAAAACUUGGUAGCUGUAAAAAAAUUUUUAAAAAAGAGGGGGUUUGUGACUAUCUGUGUUUUGUUAGAAGGCCUUUGGCCCUUAAGUGAGCUAAAAAGUUUUAAUGAAGCAGUUUGGUUUGUUUUCAAGGAGCUGUACGUUUUUUAAAAUAAAAAAAUAAAUUGCUUGUGAGAAUUAGCUCUUUUGUUUUUGUGUGCAUAUAGCAAAAAGCUUAAAUGUAUGUUGUGGUGGGGGAAGGGAAAAAAUCCUAAAAAUGU